CCCCGUCGCAAGUCGUUGUUCUACUUAUCUGCAGCGAUGAUCGAGAACACAGUCGAUGUAAUGCUCGAUUUGUCGAAUGUUCUAUUGGGUAGCUCCUGUGAGUGAUUCUCGGGAAGUGUCGCCGUAUCCUCGAAGACAUCGUGAGCUUCGUCUUGAAGUGCGAUACUGCCCGCCCGUGAAGGGCUCCGCAAUAGCAGAAAAUGGAGGUCUGUACGAUGAACGAUGUGAAAAUUUACAAUCUAGCGGCGGGCAAGAGCCUCCCGGAUUGGUUGUCGGACCGGAAGAAAAGAGCUCUGGUCCGGAAAGACUCCAAGGUCCGUCAUCGUAUCGAGCUUAUCCAAGAGUUCGAAAUGCCCACGGUGACGACCCACUUGCGCGUAACUCCGGACCAGCAACACAUACUCGCCUGCGGCGUGUAUAAACCUCGAAUACGAUGUUAUGAAGUUUCGCAGUUGAGCAUGAAGUUCGAGCGGUGUCUGGAUUAUGAAGUCGUGUCGAUGGCUUGUCUCGCGGACGACUACUCGAAAAUGGUUUUCCUGAGCACGGACCGCUACGUCGAGUUCCAUGCGCGGUACGGCAGAUACCACCGAAUCAGAAUUCCUCGGAGUGGAAGGGACAUGAAGUAUAUGCAAUGCUCGGCCGAGCUUUUGUUCGCCGGCGAUGGGCCGGACGUCUAUCGGCUGAACCUGGAGCAGGGGCAAUUCCUGAAAUCAUUCGAGUCGCAAGCAGUAUCAGUGAACUGUGUACAAUUCAACGAGGACCAUAACCUGAUCCUGAUGGGCACGUCCGAUGGGACGGUCGAGGCCUGGGAUCCGAGAUGUCAGGCUAGAGUUGCGAGCCUACCGGCGACACUCGAAGCUUUCUCAGAAGAGAUGAAAGCGAUUCCCGGAGUAUCUGUGAUUGCUUUCAAGGAUCCCCUCUCUUUCGGCGUUGGCACAACGUCGGGACACGUCCUGCUGUUCGACAUACGCGCAGACAAGCCGUAUCUGUGUAAAGACCACAUGUACUCGAUGCCGAUCAAAACCCUGGAUUUCCACCACGACAACCGAGUCAUUUCGGCUGAUUCGAAAGCUAUAAAAAUUUACGGCGAAGACGGGAAAAUGUUCACGAGCAUCACGACAGCCCACGACAUCAACGAUGUAUGCGUUUUCGGGAAAUCUGGACUUAUUCUGGUCGCUACCGAAUCGCCAAAAAUUCAACCUUUUUACAUCCCAGCUCUGGGAACAGCUCCGCGGUGGUGCAGCUUCUUGGACAACAUCACCGAAGAACUCGAAGAAACGAACCAGGACACGGUUUACGACGAUUACAAAUUCGUCACAAUCAAAGAAGUCGAAGAACUCAAUCUGACCAAUCUCGUCGGGACGAAUAUGCUCCGAGCGUACAUGCACGGAUACUUCAUCGACGUCCGACUCUAUCACAAAGCGAAGCAACUCAGCCAGCCCUUCGCCUACGAGGAGUAUAAGAAGAAGAAGAUCAAGGAGAGGUUGAACGCCAUGAGGGCAGACAGAGUUCCCGAUAAGACGAAGGUGCACCUACCCAAAGUCAACGCUCGGGUUGCGCAACGCCUCAUUGAGAGGGAGCAAGAACUGUUGGAGAACGCCGCCAAGGAGAACCGAAGGAAACUGAAGAAAUUCGUGAACCCGAUGAAAGACUCGAGGUUCUCGGAAAUGUUCGAGAAUCCUGACUUCGAGGUUGAGGAAGAUACCGAGGACUUCAACCGGUUACGCAGCGUCAUUGCGACGUUACAGAAGCCGAAAAAGGAUUCUUCCGAGAGGGCUGUGGAGGUCGACGCAUUCAAUCCCGAUGACAAUGAUGGAGGCAUCGCGGACAAUGACUCCGUCAAGUCAGACAUGUCGGCUCUCGACAGCCUCAGUGAAGGUUCCUCCGAUGAGGAACUCGACCGUGGGAAGAAAACUCCGAAAGAUCCGACGGCUGGUUUCACUCAAAAGUCCGGGAGCGAUAUCCUUAGAGGUUUCAGGCCCACAACGAAGAAGGUCAGAACUUCGAAGGUCUCUUUGGGUGAACGACUCAAGUCUCGGAGCGGGCUCGUCGAAAUGAGUCGAGGCUUCACAUCAGGCAAUCGCAUGAUCACCUACGAGAGCAAAAAAGGAAAGAAAGGCAAAUCUGAUGCUGAUCACAUGAACGAACGAAGGAAGGUCCGCAGGUCCGCCAAAGGAUUGAAUAUGAAAAAAUGUAAAUAAAAAAAUUAUAG
Galendromus occidentalis (western predatory mite) is the source of this 2212-nucleotide messenger RNA. RefSeq names its product nucleolar protein 10 lethal (2) 34Fd (gene l(2)34Fd). Bases 201 to 2201 code for a protein of 666 amino acids. Gene Ontology annotation, biological process: maturation of SSU-rRNA from tricistronic rRNA transcript (SSU-rRNA, 5.8S rRNA, LSU-rRNA). The transcript has a single exon. Lineage: Eukaryota; Metazoa; Arthropoda; Arachnida; Mesostigmata; Phytoseiidae. Gene Ontology annotation, cellular component: nucleolus; 90S preribosome; small-subunit processome. The record is from RefSeq and is a predicted model, not a curated record. Gene Ontology annotation, molecular function: protein binding.